Molecule: messenger RNA, 1341 nt
Organism: Cladophialophora yegresii CBS 114405
Lineage: Eukaryota; Fungi; Ascomycota; Eurotiomycetes; Chaetothyriales; Herpotrichiellaceae
Exons: 3
Coding region: 1-1341 (446 amino acids)
Cellular component (GO): nucleus
Molecular function (GO): DNA binding
Source: RefSeq, a predicted model, not a curated record
AUGCCUCUCACUAUUCAGCCGAGGAAGCGCAAAGCCGCGUCAAAUCCUGGCGUUCCCGCGAAGAAAGUUCGCAUUGGCUCUACCACAGACAUACCUGAUCAGCCGACUGUCUCACCUUCAGGGCGACCCAAGCGAACCUCUGUUGGUGAACCCCAGUACAAAGUCACAAGACGCCGCUCAUCUAGCACUCGGAAUGUAAGCCCUGCUGCUGCAGAACAGAAGUCUCCGGCCAAGAGACGUGGUAGACCACCCAAGGCGGGGCCAGCUGCUGCUACUACUGCACCUACCGUGGACGAGGAUGUGGCGCCUAAGAAACGAGGAAGACCGGCCAAGAAUACCAAGGCCUCUGCUUCAAAACCCGCCACCUCUGCCCAAACCGCCCAUGCAGCGACGAGCCAGCAACCCGAAACGAAGGCCUCCGUUAUCAUCCCUGGAAAACGUGGAAGAAAGCCGAAAUCUCUGACCGAGGCUACACAACUAGCCACCGGAUCCGACUCCGAAUCCACACCUGAAGGCCUUGUGGCGCACCCGAAUGACGCAGCUACAACGGUCAAUGGCGACAAGAGCAAGCUGGAGGACCUCUCUGGUGUCGACACUGACGUACAAUACUGGCUGAUGAAGGCGGAACCAGACUCUCGUAUUGAGAAGGGUCACGAUGUCAAAUUCUCCAUUGAUGACCUUGCGGCGAAGACGGAGCCGGAGGCUUGGGACGGCGUGCGCAACCCGAUGGCCAGAAACCAUAUGCGAGCCAUGCGCGAAGGCGACUUGGCAUUCUUCUACCACUCCAAUUGCUCUGUCCCUGGAAUCGCAGGCGUAAUGCGGAUCGUUGCCGAACAUUCGGUCGACGAGAGUGCAUUCAACCCUGACCACCCCUAUUUCGACCCAAAGUCUGACCGCGCCAAUCCGAAGUGGGAGGUCGUUCAUGUUGAGUUCGUCAAGAAAUUUGAGAACCUCGUCACUCUACGGGAGCUGAAGUCGUUUGCGAAGCCUGGUGGUGCCUUGGAGGAUAUGCAAAUGUUGAAACUCUCUCGACUGAGUGUCUCAGCCGUCAGCCCAGAAGCAUGGCGCUUCAUUCUCGACCUCGCCGGUGAGCCUACCACUCUGGGUCAUGGAGAUGGUAUGAGUGGAUAUGAGUCGGAGAUUGAUGGAGAAGGUGAAGACACGGCAGGCGUCGGCGAUGCGGAUGGACUCAAUGGUCUUUCCAACAGUGACGAAGGCCUCGGAGUGGCAAGCGGCGUCAACUUUGAAGGAUCAGCUGUCGACGCUAUUCAGGAUAACGGCGGCUCCAACACUGUCAAUGGUGCUGAUGGUGCCGACAAAAAUCCGAAGGGAAUUGUCUAG